UUGGCAAAGAGUUGCGCCUCUUUGUACACACGUUUUGAUAUCAAUGACAGUAAAUACGGAUAAUGAACGCCAGUAAUUAUAUGCAAUGAUGACAUGACGCUGCAUUAACAGGUUUUCCAUAGUGACGAGCUAUAGAGAGGAUCAAAAUGGAAACACAGCAUUCAGCCAAGUUCUUCAACUCUUUCUUAGAACAUGUCCAGCUUUUGUGCAAGUCUUACUUAACCUUUGGGGAGGUCGUUGAGGUCAGUGGUUACAUUUGUCUUGACAUUGACAACAGCAAGAAGGAGCGGUACGUUCUCAGUGAGUUGAUUCAGAAACAGGGGCAGACGGUCAGUGAAAGCUUCUGUACCAAGGUGCUGAAGACGGUUCAGGGGGCUGGUGUUAAGAGUGCCCAUCAAACAACAUUGAUGGAUGUGCAAGAUAAGGAGAAUACUCCGAGAGAUGGAUCUGUGACUCAGCACCGAUGUGGUAGCGAGGAGACACAGCAGAAGGAAGACAGUGUCAGGCCACAGUAUGUUUCCAGGCAGAGAAUCAUGGAGUCUGUGUUCCCGAGCCGCGAUGUCAAUGAGAGUGUGAGGCAGGAGGCGAGCAUGUUGAGAAGAGUUGACUCGACUGAACCGACGCACACAGAGCCACUGGACACUGCAGCUCCUGACAGUGCAGGGCAUCAACCGCUCAAAGCGGAGUCAGAUGACCCUGAUGAAAAUAUUGAAAUCAAACAGGAAGUUUGUGAGGAUGAGGUUAUACAAGGCAGUUCUGGGCUUUGUAACCAAGGUAACCGAGGCUCUUGGCUGACCUCUCUAGGAGCCCAACAGUUGAAAGAAAGAAUAAAUAUUGUCAGUAAUGCAAAAAUGUCUUUGCAGAAACAUUCAAGUCAGUCAGUAAGCUCCAGCAGGAUCACCAGGCCUGAGACUCAAGACAGACAGUAUCACGUGCCGCCGAUAUCCACCAUAUUUUCACCAUCAGCAACGGCCACAAGUUCAGUUUCAAACGCAAUGCCUGUGAAUAUGUUGAGACCAGGAAUGUUCAUGACCUCCAGAACAAAUGGUUUGCUGUCAACUUCCAGUGCAACACAAAAUGCAUCCUUUCCUUUCCAGAACGUCAUUGGGAGAGGGCAUAUGGAGGAGUCCAGGUUGGAGGGAGCAGACGUGGACUGGGGUGAAGGUCACGCAGUCGCUGCACAGCAGUCGCUGUUUGGACUCGGUACGAACUACCAGGUGCAUGACUUGAUCAACACGCCUUGCAGAUGGUCUCGCAAGAGGAGAGGAAAUCCAACGUAUCGCGUAAAACAGAACUGGAGAUAUGCUGUGCGUCAGUUUGAGAACUUCCUACGCUUCAAGGGCCAGGAGGUGAUACCAAUUAACACUAUCCCUGCCUCACAGCUGGAUGGCAUGUUGUGCGAGUUCCUCCAGUGGGUCAAGAAGAGUAAUGGGGAGGACUUUCAUCCUUGGUCCAUGAAGAACUUCUUCUAUCAUUUAGAAUGUCACUUGAAGGAGGCUGGGUAUGCUAACUCUAUCACUAAAGACGUGGAAUUUCAGAACUCUCGGGAUGUCCUCAAGAGAAGAAUCACUGAACUCCAGUUGAGGCUUCACCCAUCAAGCCUCUGAAUGUGUCCUUGGUGUCAUACAGGUGCCCAUGGUGUCAUGCAGGUGUCCAUGGUGUCAUGCAUGUGCCCAUGGUGUGCAUGAGGUGUCAUGCAGGUGCCUGUGGUAUCAUGCAGGUGUCAUGAAGGUGUCCAUGGUGUAAUGAAGGUGUCAAUGAUGCCAAGUUGGUGUCAUGCAUGUGCCCAUGGUGUCAUGAAGGUGUCAAUGGUGCCAAGUUGGUGUCAUGCAGGUGUCCAUUGUGUCAUGAAGGUGUCGGUGUCAAUGGCAUCAUGCAGGUGUCCAUGGUGGAUAGCAGGUAUCUGGCAUCUUGUAGGUUUCCAUGGAGUCUGAUUCAUGUGUCCAUGGCUUCAUGCAGAUUUCCAUGGAGUUGUACAUAUUUCCAUAAGAUUCAUGCCCCCCCCCCUUUGUCUGUUUGAAAGGAACAUUAUUAAGCGUGUUGUUCGUGUACAUCAUCAUGUAUAUUAUCAGAGUAAUGAACAAAGAUUUGAAAGAUGUCUGUACAUAAUCUAAACACAAUGUAUGUGUCAUGUUGUGAACUGUGUUGGUGAAAUAAAAUUAAGAUUACUUUAUGAACCAUCCAGGUUUCCCUAGAUUCUAUCAGGUUUGCAAUAGACCAGACAGGUUUCCAUAUUGCUAUUCAGGUUUCCAUGGAGUGAAUCAGGUUUACAUGGAGCCGUGCAGGUGGAGUUUUCGUGGAGUCGUGCAGAUGACCAGAUCAACUGGUGUUUUGUGUUGCCAUGGCUACUGUUGCAUACUGAAAGAAUCCCAUGGAUAUUUUGUUUUCAGGGUUCCAUGCCUAAACUCCAUUGAUUCAGUGCUAUCAUCAGUGUGAUGAGUGCGUAUCUCAUUCUAUCAUUGUGUCUACGUUGUGGUUGACAUGAACAAAAUGUAAAGGACCUCCAAAACAUUUGUGAUAUAUUUUAACAAUUGUUGCCAUGGUUGCAGGACAACCAUCACUGUUUUUGUUUGCGCCAACUGGUUCAACAAGGUCGUGGAAAGGUCAGCAAAAGCCUGAAAAAAGAAUUGUGAUGACAAUCUGCUGAAUAGUUCCAGACAGAUUUCAAGGGGCAAGAAGAGGCUGUGACACUUUGUUACAAAGAAUAAGAAGUUUCAUUAAAAGAGUGUCAUCUAUUCUUCUCGAUUAGAUGUUCAACUCUACGCAUGAUUGUAAUUCAAUAUGUAUUAUAUUAUUAUCAAAAUGAGAAGAUUGAGUAGGUUUUUUCCCACUUUGAUACCGCUCUGAGCUGUUGUGUCCUACACAAGUGAAGGAAAGGAUGUGUAUUUUUUACAGUAGUGUUGUGAAAAGUCAUCCAGGCCUAGUGGUAUGUUUUAUUCAGAAAGUGUACAUGUUGAAAUUUGCCAAAUCUGAAAGAGCAAUAUUUGUGUUUCAUAAGUGUAUGCACCAUGUAUGAUAUAUAUUAGUUCUAGGUAACCUUACAAUGUGUUAUUUGGUUGAUUAUUAGCGUAAGCUAUACGAUGAGUUCCUGAAAUAUAUACUAGUUGUAAGAGAUAA
This is a messenger RNA of Haliotis rubra (blacklip abalone), 3117 nucleotides long. RefSeq lists its product as uncharacterized. The transcript is spliced from 2 exons. Bases 147 to 1607 code for a protein of 486 amino acids. NCBI's taxonomy places the organism in Eukaryota, Metazoa, Mollusca, Gastropoda, Lepetellida, Haliotidae. The record is from RefSeq and is a predicted model, not a curated record.